UAAGAGGUUUGUACGCUGAUGCUGAUCCCUCUCUUUACAGCCGUGUCUCCUCCUUUUCUUCGUCUCCUCCUCCUCGCAAGCUUGCUCGCUUCCUCGAUCCCCGCUGCGAGAUCUUUGUAGCCUACGCUCGAGCCGUCGUCUGGAGGUGCGCUUUACGCCGUCGCCGCCUCAAUUCUCGGGUUCCUCUCUCGCUGCAUUUGCUUUUUAGGUUUCCUUCUCGUUUCCCCUCCGUUCUAGGUUUUGCGGCAGUUGAUGGAACCUCGGUUUCGUCGCCCCGUCGUCGGUCGCUCGAGUUUCACGGCACCGGGGGAAUCUCGCCGCGUGGCGCUCUCCUCCGUUGGUUGGUUCGAUCGCUCGAGUUUAGGGCCUCGAUUGAUUGGGCUUUAGUUGGAUACAGCGAUUUGGUACGGAAAUUUGUCUGUUCUGUUGUCGAUUAAGUUUCGUCUACUCUUCAACUGGGGUAAAUUUGCUCAUCUGUUACCGCUGGUAGAGGAUAGUUUGUUUGAUUACUAUCUGGCAUGCUGACUUCUUCGUGUUGGGACCAAAAGACUUGGUGUUUCUACUUCCACUUCUCACUAUGGCUGAGGAUCUGAGACUAGGCUUAUCAAUUUCGCUGUUCCGAUACAUUUUUUAGCAGCUACUUUGUGCAACUAUGCAGCAUUUCUAGCAAAUAGAGUUGGCUUUUCAACUUUUCACCACUGGAAGCGGGGAGGAAAGGAGGUACUUGCGAGGGCACUGGAUAGUUACAUCACGGUAGCCUCACAUGGGCGAUCAUGGAGGCUGCGCGCAACUUAGUGGCUCAUUGCCCAAUGGCCUUCUGUCUGAGGAAACAGCCAAGUUGACCCGAGUGCUUGAUGCAGACAGAUGGCUUAAGGCAGAGGGACAAACGGCAGAGCUGAUUGCACGUAUUCAGCCCAAUCAAUCAUCUGAGGAGCGCAGAAAUGCUGUAGCCAACUAUGUCCAGCGGCUCAUCCUGAAGUGCUUCUCCUGCCGGGUUUCCACAUUUGGAUCAGUACCUCUCAAGACCUAUUUACCUGAUGGAGACAUUGACCUGACUGCAUUCAGUGAUAACGAAAAAUUGAAGGAUGCAUGGGCUACUGCGGUUUGUGGUGUAUUGGAGAAUGAAGAAAAGAGUGAGAAUGCUGAAUUUUGUGUAAAAGAAGUUAAAUACAUCCAAGCAGAGGUCAAACUUGUAAAGUGUCUUGUUGAAAAUAUUGUCAUGGACAUCUCUUUCAAUCAAGUCGGUGGCCUAUGCACACUUUGUUUCCUUGAAGAGAUGGACAAUGUUAUAAAUCAAAAUCAUCUAUUCAAGCGGAGUAUUAUAUUAAUUAAAGCUUGGUGUUACUAUGAAAGUCGAAUUCUUGGUGCUCAUCAUGGACUUAUAUCUACAUAUGCCCUGGAGACUUUGGUUCUUUACAUAUUUCAUGUCUUCAAUAGUUCAUUUGCUGGCCCACUUGAGGUCUUAUAUCGUUUUCUAGAAUUCUUUGGCAACUUUGAUUGGGGUAACUAUUGUGUUAGUCUUUGGGGACCAGUUCCUAUCAGUUCACUUCCAGAUAUGACCGCGGAACCUCCUCGAAAGGAUAACAGCAAGUUGUUGUUUAGUAAAAGAUUUCUUGACAAUUGCAAUUCAGUAUUUUCUGUCACGCCAGGUGGUAAAGAAACCCACAGUCAACCCUUUGUUCCAAAGCAUUUCAAUGUUGUUGAUCCUCUACGCACAAACAACAAUCUUGGACGCAGUGUGAGCAAAGGCAAUUUCUUCAGGAUACGUAGUGCUUUUGCAUUUGGGGCCAAAAGAUUGGCCAGGUUAAUCGAAUGUCCAAAAGAUGACAUAAUUGCCGAAGUGAAUCAGUUCUUUAUGAACACAUGGAAAAGGCAUAUGAGUGGUGAUCGCCCUGAUGUUAGCUUAGAUUUAUGGCACUUACAACCACUGAAAACUGUUCCAGUGGAAGAAUCAAACAACUUAAAAAGCACUACAAGUGUCAACAAGAAGAUUGAAAAUAUUGUGUUGCAGAUUGGGGAAGAGCAUCUGGCUGAGACUGAUGAUGGUUUACAUAAUGCCACCUCUGAAGUCCUUGCCAACAAUCCAAACAUAUUCAGGAUAAACAAUCCAUCUGUAGUUUCUUGUGCUCAGAGCCAGAUAUAUUACAGAAAGCAAAUUAACUCAAGACUUACUGAUCGGCAUGAAACAAGCAAUAGCCCUAGUGGAUCUGUUCAAAGUGACAAAAGCCAAAAACUGUUAAAUUCUAAUUGUUCUGUCAAUGACCAGGAAGAAUUGAGUAGAUUUCAGUUUGCACGGACGAGAUAUAGUCCUGAGCUGACAGAGGUCUCCAUAGAUUCAUCUCAGGGAAGGCAUCAAAGAGUUAUAGAAACAGAAAAAAUCCAAUUUCCUGCCAAUAUUGACUCUGAUAACAGACGAAAAAACUUGAGAUCUGAAUUUACAGACAAUCAAAGUUCAAAGUCUUCUCUUGAUGCUUAUAUAUCAGUGAGGCAGACUUUAUGUCGAAAGAACCUUGAAGUUGCUUCUGAUGCAAACGUUGUUUUGAAAAGCUAUCAUGGUGAUGUUGGCUUCACUGCAAUGGAGGAGGAACUUGCUUCUGUUUCAGAGAAAUUAGAGAUGCAGCAACGAGAACAGGAUUUGGUGAAUAUGAUGGGGUCGUCUGACAUUCAUUGGUUUAACGGACAAGUUCAAUUGCCAAUGCAUCUAGCUCCUCUUCCUCUGCCUUCAACAUUUUCUCCUCUUUCAACUUCAACAGGUUAUGCCAAAGGAAAUUUGGCUGGAGAUAUACCCUCUAAUCUAUCAUUGAUUGGACCUCCUUGGGGACCAAAUAUGCAGUUUGGUCAAACUCUUUUUUCUUUCCCUGUUCCCACUUAUUUUCGUGCUGCCACAUAUAGGUCAAAUGUAGAUAAUUUGGAGAGUUUUAAUGAUGAUUCUGCUGUGACAGAGCUGAACUCAGAGAAUAAUGGUCAUGGCAACCCGAAUGAAGAUGAUGUUGGUCUUUCAGAAGGAUCUAAUUUUGGUGACGGUGGUCCUCAGAUUCAUCUUGAUGGUAAGCAACAGAAAUUGGAUGGUGGAUUGAGUCCUAGUCCUGUGAUAAGAGACAAUAGUUCUGGUUAUUUACCUCGGGAACAGAAUAAUAAGUUGGGUAGAGAAGGCAGAAGAUUGACCAAAGAAAAUUAUAAUGAUCCUUUUCAAGCUAAACCAAGUAGAGGAAGUGAUCUUCAAUCAAACUUCAGGAGUUCAAACACAAGGUUCUCCACUUUAUCAUGGGCUAGUUCUUCCAGAAGCAAACCUGCAUCAGAAUAUCUUAGGCAUCAGUCAGCUGCAAAAUUCCCGAGGUUAGCAAGGAACAAGUGCGGAAGCAAACCAGCUUUUGGAAAAGAAAACAACACGUUACAAUUUGAGGGUUCAUCUAAUCAUAUUUCUUCAAAAAUAGAUGAUGACACCUCUGGUUGCAUACCUCUGUCAACCAUGGAAAAUGACAUGUCUGAAAGAAUCAUAGAAUCUGCAACUUUGGCUACCUCACAUGUGAGAAGCAAGCAUUUUUCUGAAUAUGAAUCAGAACAAAAACAAUCAGAUCCACUGAUCCCCAUUGCACCAGUGCUAGUUGGCACUUCCUGGCAGAGGGGUGUGAAUUGUUCCAAGGUUCUUCCCGGGACAUUUGUUGCUACAGGUCCACCAGUUCCAUUCUUGAUGCUUCCAUUUGGUGACUUCACAUCUAACAGUGGAAAUCCUGAUGGAUAUGCAAAGCAAAUUGAUAGAGAGGAAGAACCAGCUAAGUUUCAAGAAAGUUCUUCUGGUCAAAAUAUUGUUUUGGUGGAGAGCCUUGACCAGUCUGAGGAUCUCGCAAGUCCAAAAGUUUCAAGAAUUCCUGCACCUGAAUCAUCUGAGGAGCUCAGUUCUGACAUUUUCAACGUUGAUUCAGUGAGCCAUUGGCAAAAUCUGGUAUAUGGAAGGUCCUGCCAAAACUCCUAUCCUGGACCUGUCAUGUACACUUCCCCUGUUGCAAGACCACCAAUUUAUCUUCCCAGCCAUUAUCCAUGGGAUGGUCCUGGCAAACUAUUGUCAUCUGAUUUGCACUAUACACAGAUGACUGGGCACAAUCCUCUGUUGGUGCCUAUUAUGCCUUUCCAACCUGGUUCUGAUCGGGCCUCAGGUGUCUUCCAGGAUUAUGCAGAUGAAGCACCAACAUAUCGUGGUGGUACUGGAACGUACCUGCCCAAUUCUGUUUCUUUUGGAGAUCAUCGGCAAUCAGGUUCAAGAAACCAUGAAGGGAACUGUAACUAUGACAAGGAUGAUCCUGUGGAUAGAAGUUGGGUCAGCUCAAAACCAAGAGCUUUUGGUCAUGGCCAUGGGCGCAACCGGGCUGAGAGACCAAGAUUGCGGCCUGACCAGCUGGCUGCAUCAAAAAACCAAGAGAAAAAAUGGGAAUCAUGGAGGAGUGAGCCUGUUGCCUCAAACCGACGCCGAGGCAGGUCUUUUGCAUCUACCAAUUCAUCCUAUAUUUCAGAAAGUGCACCUGGCAUGCAUCCACAAACUGCAUCUAGUUCCGAGGGUGUCAAUGCAUCUGACCCAACAAUUCCUCUGGGGCAUUCAUAUGAUCAAGGAGUUGGUUAUGGUUCACAUGCUGAGCCACUCAAGUUUGGCUCAUUUAGGCCUGUGCAUCAAUCAAGUGGCAAUGGAGGAGCACCUAAGACAAAUGGUGGGAUUGUAAGUGGACUAUAUGAUAAAAGACAUGGUUCCAACUACAAAGGAGGAACUCAGUCUUCGCAAGAUUGAUCCUCUUCACUGCAAGUAUACAAGUAAUCCACAUUCCAAUUUUGAUUUGCAAGUUUAUUUUGUUGCACAUAUUCUUGUUGUAGUUAAUUUUGAGCUAAAAAAAGUAAACUACGCUUUAGAAGCAAAUAAAGAUGCCAUCGACGACAUGAAUGUGAGCUUGGCAGGUAGUGUCUGAUGAUACCUCCUGUUGUUUUUCUGAUGCUGAUAAUUUCAGGUAACCUCAAA
Molecule: messenger RNA, 5002 nt
Organism: Musa acuminata subsp. malaccensis (wild Malaysian banana)
Lineage: Eukaryota; Viridiplantae; Streptophyta; Magnoliopsida; Zingiberales; Musaceae
Source: RefSeq, a predicted model, not a curated record